This is a messenger RNA of Drosophila takahashii, 759 nucleotides long. It is a transcript of the gene GstT1, whose product is annotated as Glutathione S transferase T1. Gene Ontology annotation, cellular component: cytoplasm. The record is from RefSeq and is a predicted model, not a curated record. Lineage: Eukaryota; Metazoa; Arthropoda; Insecta; Diptera; Drosophilidae. Gene Ontology annotation, biological process: glutathione metabolic process. Gene Ontology annotation, molecular function: glutathione transferase activity.
UACUCAAGAUGUCGAAGGCAAUUAAAUACUAUUAUGACUUCCUGUCUCAGCCAUCCCGCGCCCUUUGGAUCGGAAUGAAAUUGAGCAAGACCCCUUUUGAAGAUUGCCCGGUUGCCCUGAGAAAACAGGAGCAAUUGACCGACGAGUACAAGAACAUCAACAGGUUCCAAAAGGUGCCGGCCAUCGUGGAUGGUAAAUUUCAGUUGGGCGAGAGUGUCUCCAUAGUGCGUUACCUCUCGGACAAAGGAGUCUUUAGCGAGCAGCUGUAUCCCAAGUCCUUGGAGGAUCGUGCAAGAGUUGAUGAGUUCCUAGAGUGGCAGCACUUCAAUGUUCGCAUGGUCUGCUCCCUGUUCUUCCGUCAGGUGUGGCUUUUACCGGCAAAGGGAUUGGCUCCGGCCCCAAAACCCGAAACCGUUAAGAAGCUUAUUAAGGACGUGGAGGGAAAUCUGGGCCUCUUGGAACGCGUGUGGCUGGAGAAGGACUUCCUAGUGGGAGAUAAACUCACCGUGGCGGAUAUCUUCGGGGCUUCGGAAAUCAAUCAAAUGAAGCUCUGCCAGUACAAUGUGAAUGAGAAGCAGUUCCCCAAGAUUGCCAAGUGGUUGGAGCGCGUGCGAGAUGCCACCAAUCCCUACCACGACGAGGCCCAUAGUUUCCUGUACAAGGUCUCUAAGCAGGCAGCCAGUGCCAAAAAUUAAUUCAUUUUAAGUGUCGAUCACUUUUUAUCUUUGCAUUUAUUAAAAUUGUAAGACAUCACUGUAA